Molecule: messenger RNA, 1314 nt
Organism: Eremomyces bilateralis CBS 781.70
Lineage: Eukaryota; Fungi; Ascomycota; Dothideomycetes; Eremomycetales; Eremomycetaceae
Exons: 3
Coding region: 1-1245 (414 amino acids)
Source: RefSeq, a predicted model, not a curated record
AUGCGCAAUGUAAGCGCGAAGAGAGCCGAGCCUGUCUCUUGCAUCUUCCCUAUUGAGGAAGUUCCUGGGGCGCAACAGCUCAACCAUCAAACGCAGGUACCUCACCGUCCGCGUAACCUGGUAAAGAUCAAGUACCGCCCCAAGGAUGUCACGGUCAUCGUUCCUAGCGUCGAGCCCUGGGGUAUAGAGUUCUAUGGCGUAUUGAACAAAAUUCUGGCAAGCGAUCCAGCCAAGACCAUCGUCACAACCCUUGACGAGUUUGUGCCGCGGGCGCUUGAAGUUGUUCAGUUGGUCGAUCCCGAACACAGGUACAUUAAGGUGGUCUCGAUUCCUCGGCCACCAGCGGCGCAAGCACGUUACCAGUGGAUGCGUGCUAUGCAGGAAGUCAACACGGACAUUGUCCUUGUCGUUGCCGACCGCAUCAAUCUCCCAUUGGGAUUCAUCAGGUCAGUCGCCAUCCCCUUCAACGACGACAAUAUCGGAUGCGUCAGCAGCACCAAGCGCGGUAUCCGCAUUCCCAGCGACAAUAUCUGGACAGAUUUCUGGAAUGUUGUCGGCUGUGUGUACCUGGCCCGGAACGAUGUUCAGGGCUGCGGCACACAUAAGAUUGACCAGGGUAUUUCCUGUGCAUCCGCUCGAGCUCUCACCCUCCGUGCCAGCAUCAUGAGAGACCCUGCCUUCGUCCAUGCCUUCACCCACGAAUACCACCUUGGCGGACUCAUCGGUCCCCUGAACGCGGGUGACGACAAGUUCAUUACCGCAUGGUUGCUCGGACAUGGCUGGCGCUUCGCAAUGCAGAAUGGCCCAGAGGCAACCAUCCGUACCCGCAUCGGUCUCUUCCCGAGGUUCAUCUACCAAUACUGCCGAUGGCACCGAACCACAUGGAGGAUGAAUCCUCGCAUCUUGUUCAAGCACCGGUCUACCUGGCGCCGCUACCCUUGGACUACAUACUCGAUCUUCAUUUCGAGUCUCUUCAACUUCGCCAUCCUUUGGGAUCCGGGCAUGCUCACCUGCCUCUGGUAUGCUAUGGAAGGCACUUGCCACACCCGGCAAUCCAUGGCGAUGCUUGUUCUCUGGAUUAUCACCUCCAAGACUCUGAAGCCGAUGUUCCAUUUCAUUGAACACCCUGCUGACAUUAUCUACCUCCCAUGGCUCAUCCUAUUUGGCUACGUCUGUUCGUUUCUGAAGUUCUAUGCCGGAUUGACCUUCUGGGUCAUUUCAUGGGGAUCUCGUGAAGGCCUUUAAAUGGGAGGACGAAGCCAGACUGCACUUAAUUUUCUCAAUGUUUUGCAUAGCAACGAAUACGAUUCAGGC